Caenorhabditis auriculariae is the source of this 4599-nucleotide messenger RNA. The record is from the annotation of a GenBank genome assembly. Lineage: Eukaryota; Metazoa; Nematoda; Chromadorea; Rhabditida; Rhabditidae.
AUGGCCGACGGGGGCGGCGGCAGCAGACAAAGGAAAUCCGCCCAACUUUUGAUGAAUAUUUGCCGCGGCUCUUCAGCGGCCCGCCGAUUUUUCCGUUUUGGUCUCCGGCUCGAUCUCCGCGUGUCUUCUUCUCACUUUCACUGAUCAGUCCAUUUUCAGGUUGCCUGCCGUAUGGGCGACGACGAAGCCGAUGACGAGGUUUGCCUUUUUCAGCCACUUUUGAUAUGGAAAAAAUAAAAUUACCUCUGAAAAAAAAAAGGAAAAUUAGCGCUUGAAAAUGCGAAAUUUUUGAACUUUAAUGGAAAAGGAUGAGGCUCAUAGCACGCUACCAGUCCUAAUACAAGAAAAUUUCUGAAAAUGUGUCCUUUUUUUAAAAAUUUGAAAGGUUUCAUUAAUUGAAAAGUUAAUUUUACUGUAUGUGACUUCGAUUUCCACUCGGAUUCAAUAAUAUAAACUUUUUUUGCAGCAUUUCGAAAAUAUAAUUUGGCUACAUUCAAGAUUCUAAUUUUCAAAUGCGCAAGUUGACAUUGACCCUUGCAAAAAUAAAAUUCAAACAACUUCAGAAUGGCUGCUUUGUGAAGCAAUCAAUGUUUGAAAAAGAACACCUGCCGGUUUCACCUCAUCUUUUCCGAUCGCCAUAAACUGAUUCUGAGCAUUAUUAAACCUUUGAUCGUAAAAAUCCCACACUGCGUAGGAAUCAAAUGGGACGGGAAAAAGUGGCCACAUGCGGUUUCCGGCGGAAAAACGGAACAAAUGUAGUGACCGCUGAGCAACGAAUAUCGAAAGAAAGAAGAUGAUUUUCGAGCAAAAAAUAUGACUAUUUCAAACUAAUAAAAACACCUUUUUCGAACAGUUUUUAAAAAAUAUUUUCAAUAAUUAUCCCGCUUGCCAGGGAAUGGUCUCAGCUUUCAGUGGGACUUCUGAAUGAGACCGUGUUUUCCAGAUGUAUUUUUUCACGCUGAUUUCAAACCUGGUUUCAAAAUUUGCUCAAUACAUCUGUGAAAAAAGUUAUGGACUCUCCAGUCAGCCAUUUUUCAUGCGAUCAACUUGACUCAAGUCUGGCUCUAUUUACAAUUUUUUAUCAAAAACAUGAUUAAUAAAAAUAUAAAAGAAUUAUUCAGUUUACGGAAUUUUUAGCUGAUGCGUCGGCUCGAGCGGCUGCUCGACGACAAAAGAACACGAAAAAGUCGACUUUCUUUCCUUUCCAAGUUUUUCACGAACGUCGAUGUUAUCGUCUCACAGGCGAGUAUCCUCAAGUUAUAACUCAUCCUCAAUUUGAACCUCUUUUAUCUAAAAUCCCAACGAAAUCAACUAUUUUAGGACGACGUGGAAAAAGAGUUCAAGAAACUUCAAAACCUCGAUUCGAACGGUGAAUGUUCUUGUUUGAUUAAUGGUUGUGUGAAAGUUUAAUGCACUUUAAAACUGAAAUGAUUUCGACAAUGACUGGUUGAAGUUCAACAUCAGCGUUCAGACAAUAUAAUAAUCGUGCCUCCUCCUCCGCCGCCGCCGCCACCGCCACCGGCACCACUUCCUCCGACGGCUCCUCUUCCCAACCUUCGGAUUCCGCCGCCGCCGUCUCGGCUUCCUCCAGCUUUGUCCAAACAAGAUGGUCUGAAAAGUCAACUUCAAUCCAUUCGCUUUCAUUUCAACCUUCAAAGUUUCAGCCAAAUGUCCGCCAUCGAUGCUUCCCCAAUGCGAAAAGAAAACUAAAACAAAAACCGUCAUGGUGAAUGACUCCCUUCAACAACAUUUAUUUUAUUUUUCCGUUUACAGUGGUCCAAAAUCAGCGAGACUACUGUAUCUGAGAACAGUGUUUGGGGCAAACUGGCAAGAGCUUGCCAACGUAAGUGUGAACGACGAGGAAGAACUAUCAAAAGCUUUAGUUGAAUUGAAUUUGGACCUACUCGACACUUACUUUGGCAUUGAGCCACAAUCAUCAAACGCGAAAGAAGUCGUGAAAAAAGUCAAGUCGAAAAAAGAAGACGUCAUCGAGCUUCUGACGCCAAAAAGAAGCCAAAACGUGGCAAUCAUGUUAAAACAGUUCAAAGUUUUAUUGGGAAAGGUAUCAGAAGAAAGAAAUCAGUUUCAGAACAUGGAAGAGUUCCUUGGAGAUCUACGAGAAAACGCUCCAAUUGAGGAAAUCGACGCCCUCCAGACCUUGAAAAACAUGUUACCUCAGCUAGAAGAGGUCCAUCCGAGAAGAGUUACAAGAAAAACUUGAACUUUACAGGAAGAAGCACUGAAAAGAUACUCAGGAGAAGUCAGUCUUCUGUCUCUAUCUUCCCAGUUCCUCCUACGUCUUGCGUCGAUUCCUCAUUACCGACUAAGGUACAUUUUCACUAAAAUAGAUUGAUCUUUUCUUUCAACAUUAGAAUGAGAAAAAAAAUUUUCUUUUUUCGAUUUAAAAAGAGAAAAAAAAAGAACGAAUAUAGAAAUCACCAAAGUACAGGAUCGAGUGUGUCUUGUUCCGAAGUGAGUUCGAAAGAACCAUGGACGAGAUGCAGCCGAACGCGGCGAUGCUUUCCGACGCCUGCGACGAGAUCAUGACGUCUUCUUGCGUGCCACGUCUUCUGCAGCUUCUGGUCAACAUCGGCAACUACCUCAACUCAAGCAAUCCCAACGGCAACGCCUUCGGCUUCACCCUCAACUCCAUGUGGAAACUCGUCGAUCUCAAGACCAACAAGCACGAAUGUUCUCUUCUGCACGUCAUCGCCACAGUUCACUUCCAAUCUUGUUCCAAAAAUGAAUUGUUUUCAGUGUGAUCCGUCUCUGGCUUCCAUUUUGACGCAAGAGCUCCCUUCUUUGCCUAGGGCUGCUGAGUUAGUAGAGACUACAGACACUCAAGUGAAGUUUUUGGUUCAGAAUCAGCUUCGAAGAGCUCAAAAACUGUUUGAAAGGUUUGAGUGACCAACGGACGAAGCUUGAAAAACAGCUUGCAAAAGUCGAAAGACAAGACUUUCGCAGACGUCAGAGAGUACUUACAGGUUUCAAAAUGUAUAUUAUGUCAAACUAAUUGGAUUAAUCUUUGAAGGAAAUAUGCUCGAGCGAGCUCAACGAGUUUGAGUCCAAAUUCAAAGAUCUGGCAGACUUCCAACAACGGAUUGCAGACUAUUUUUGUGAACGGAAAGGAGCUUUUAAACUCGACGAAUGCUUCAAAAUAUUCAACGUAUUUCUAGGACGUCUUCGUCAAGCUCAGAAGGUCUGCGAAAAAGCAAAAAAUUGGGAAUAAAACAAAGUUUAGGAAAACGAAGAAAGAGAAACAAGAAGGAAGAGGAAGAAGGAGAAGCCGAAAGAAGAGAACGUCAACGAGGAAAAUGCGUUCGACGAGCCUCUCAAGCAAAAAUCCGCCGUGAAAAAAGACCUUUUUGAGGCCCUAUCUUCCAACUCGAACACUUUAAUGUUUGUUCUCAUUUUAUUUUAUCAAAACUUUGUUGAGACUUCUAAGAUUUUUUAACCUUUUGUAUGUGUCUAGAAAUAUUUCUUGAAGAAGGUGAAACCUUUGGAAAUUGAAAGUCCUCGAGAUAAUAAAAAAAUGUUCUCACGAUGAAAAUUAUGGUUUCAGGCCUCGAAAAAGGGCGGAGUGGACUGCAGUGAGCCGUGAGAAGCUAGGAGCCGUCAGGAUCCGCAAAGUGCGGGAAACCUUCGCUCCGACGUCCUCUAACUCGGAUGAUUCACCCAUGACGUCUCCUGUAGCAAUCACGACGGAGUUGGCUCGGCCUUCUGAAGUCCGCACGGCGUCCACGUGCAGAACUUCAACCAACUACGAACGAUGCUCAGACUUAGAGUCUUAUAUAACGAAUCUAUCUCAGCCUGUACACCAAAAUCCAAAAAUUAUCAGGAAAUUGAAUCUUUAGAAACCGACUAUUGCAAAGAGCAUGGGAACCAAACCACCACCGACUGAAACUGUGACAAAGAAAGAGGAAAUUCCGAAACCUACUGAGAUACCGAAAGCGUCCCAGAAAGCCCCACAAGCAACAAUGAAAAAGGUUUCAACUGAAAAAGAAUACCAAUCCGGUGGCUCUCUGCAGCAACCUUCCACACAAACACCUUCACGACCGCAAUCUUUAAUCCCAAAAGCCAAGCCUACAUCCGCACCAAAUAAGGCAAGUUCUAGACAUUUUUUCUAACAAAAAUAUUUUUUACAGCCUUCUCCGAUGGAAGUGAAAAAGACUGAGAGAAAGUCGGAAGAGAAGAAGGUUCGAAAACCGUUAGUUACACCAACUUCGGCACCGACGCCUCGACUAGAGCGAAAGGAAGAAAUUCGGAGAAGCAGCGCUCCCGCCGUUCGUCGUCCUCCAAUGACAGCCGAGAAACGCAGAGAAGUUCUCCUCAGAACUUGGCAGAUUCAUUCAACCGAGAAACAUUCAGAUGACAAUGAAGCCGAGCGUCUCCACCAGCGUCUCAACAAGCGCUCGUCCAAGCCUCAUCAAAACCGGCACGCAGUCUGGCCGACCUUCCCUUCCCAAACUGAACGUUCUGGAGAAGCCGAAGCCCCUCCGAACGACAACGACGACGCCGAGAGCUGCAGCCCUUCCUCCGCCAGCUCCGCCUUCAACAAUCCGAGACAAAGCCGCCGGGUCUCGUCCAAAAUGGGUCUAA